Musa acuminata AAA Group (dessert banana) is the source of this 462-nucleotide messenger RNA. RefSeq names its product probable protein phosphatase 2C 59. Gene Ontology annotation, molecular function: protein serine/threonine phosphatase activity. Lineage: Eukaryota; Viridiplantae; Streptophyta; Magnoliopsida; Zingiberales; Musaceae. Bases 1 to 462 code for a protein of 153 amino acids. The record is from RefSeq and is a predicted model, not a curated record. Gene Ontology annotation, biological process: peptidyl-threonine dephosphorylation. The transcript is spliced from 4 exons.
AUGGCAUCAGUUGCAAACAAGUCCUUUUCUGAGGCAAACAGUUGUGGCAGUUGUAGCCAGAACCGAGAGGCGGGUUCAACUGCAUCAACAGCUGUCCUUGUUGGUGAUCGUUUGCUCGUUGCAAAUGUUGGGGACUCUAGAGCUGUCAUAUGUAGAGGAGGAGAUGGGACAUGGCGUGUCGGUGGUGUUCUUGCCGUUUCUCGUGCAUUUGGUGAUAGGCACCUGAAACAGUUUGUUGUCGCAGAUCCAGAAAUUCAUGAGGAAGCGGUUGAUGGAUCUCUCGAAUUCCUCAUCCUUGCAAGUGACGGAUUGUGGGAUGUUGUCACGAAUGAGGAGGAGGUGGUAGCUAUUGUCAAACCCCUACAAGAUCCAGAACAAGCAGCAAAGAAACUGUUACAGGAGGCCUAUCAAAGAGGUAGUUCUGACAACAUCGCUUGUGUCGUGGUACAGUUUCUUGGCUAG